CUAGCAUCCAGGCAUCCCGCACUCCCCGGCCUGCAGGGACGCCCUCCUCACAGCUCUCCCGCCAGGUCUUCACGCCAAUCAUCACAGCCACCAAGGCACCAGCACUGCCCAGCAGCUUUUUGCGCCACCUGAACCCUCACUAGGGCCAGCCCCACUCAGAGAGAGUUGAAGGCAAAGGGAUGUCACCCCUCCUAGCCCUGCUCCUGGUGGCUGGGCUCUGCGCCCCCGUGCGUGGUCAAUCGGAGGACAUUCCUGAGCAGGAAAAUGUGGCCCAGGAGGGCCAGCUCACGGGCGCGCCCAGGGACACCCUCCGAUUAGCCUCCAGCAACACUAAAUUUGCCUUCGGCCUCUACAAGCAGUUGGCUGCAAAGAACCGCAACAGGAAUGUGGCCUUCUCCCCGCUGAGCAUCUCCAUGGCCUUGGCCUUCCUGUCCCUGGGGGCUCGUAGCGCCACCUGGACAGAGAUCCUGAAGGGCCUCAAGUUCAACCUCACAGAGAUCCCUGAGUCAGAAAUCCACCAGGGCUUCCAGCACCUGCUGAGCACCCUCAGCCGUCCCAACGACCAGCUGCAGCUGAGCCUGGGCAAUGCCAUGUUCAUCGACGAGUCGCUGAGGCUGCUGGAAAAGUUCAAGGCUGAAGCCCAGGCGCUGUAUGCCGCGGAGGCCUUCUCCACCAGCUUCAUGGACACCGCCGCUGCCGAGAAGCUCAUCAACAGCUACGUGGAGAAGAAAACCCAGGGGAAGAUUGUGGACUUGAUCAAGGGCCUUGAGCAGCCCACGGCGAUGGUCCUGGUGAAUUACAUCUUCUUUAAAGCCAAGUGGAAGAAACCCUUUGACCCCCGAGAUACUUUCAAGACCAAGUUCUACGUGAGCAAGAGCAGGCCGGUGACGGUGUCCAUGAUGAGCAUGGAGGAGCUGACCGCGCCCAACUUCCGGGACAAGGCGCUGGGCUGCACGGUGCUGGAGCUCCAGUACACCAGCAACGACAGUGCCCUCUUAAUCCUCCCUGACACUGGCAAAAUGCGGCAGGUGGAGGCCAGGCUGAGCCCCGAGACCCUGAGGAGGUGGAGAGCCUCGCUGCAGAUGAGCCUCAUAGAUGAGCUCUACCUGCCCAAGUUUUCCAUCUCCAGCAACUACCAGCUGGAAAAUAUUCUGCCCAGGCUGGGUAUAAGAAAAGUCUUCACCCACCAGGCUGACUUCUCGGGAGUCACCGGAAGGAAGAAUCUGAAGGUUUCCCAGAUGGUCCACCAGACGGAGCUUGACGUGGCUGAGGUGGGCACGGAAGCAGCGGCCGCCACAGGAGUUAAAAUGAUCCCCUUGUCUGGAAAAUGGGGCCCGAUGAAAAUUAUGAAUUUCAACAGGCCCUUUCUGUUGUGCAUCGUCUCCAAAAAGACCGAGAGCAUCCUCUUUCUGGCCAAAGUGGCCAACCCCAAUCAGGGUAAGGCGCCUUCCUCCCUGAGCAACGGCCCCGCCCGCCUGCACUAAGGAGCCAGGCGCCCGGGCCUCUGUGUACGAAGUGGCGGGCCAGAUCCUGCCUGCAUGUCCGUGACAGUGGCUCUGCCAGAUGGGCCCGCACGCAGGGAGCCCGUGGACUGUUCAUUCGGUGACUUGGAGACCACCUGACAACAAUCAUCUUCCUUGGACUGGACACCCCUUAUGCCCCUGCACCUCGAUCUGACUUCAAGCCUCCUCGGCCCCUGUUGCAGCCUCGUCAGCUCACCAAACCUGGCUUUAUGCCUGUGACCCUAAGGUCCCAAUUGGGGGGGUGAGAGGAGUAGGGUAGGUUGAGGACCCUGCUGCUCUCAGGCUGAUUCCUAUCUUGGGUCCCCAGUUCCAGUUUCAUUCUCCCCUGGGAUGUGCCCAUCUACCUUUGCAGAGGCUCCUGACCCCAGACCACAUCUACACAGCCUUUCCACCCCUUGCGGCUGCAGCUGAGCUGGGCCUCCCCUCCUCUAGGAUCUCCCUCUUUGGCCCCUUGGCACCCCCAAUCUGGGGAAAGUAGGUUCACGGCUGUAGCCUCUCAGCUGCUUUGCCAGGUCUGAGUCCUCUUCACCAUAGAUGAGCCCCCGACUCAGACGGCAGAAGGGAGCCCCAGGAGCAAAGACUAAAUGCACCAAAGCAACAAUAAAUGCACAAAACAAGCAGUCCUCGUGCUCACUCAUUCCUGCGUCCCC
Molecule: messenger RNA, 2173 nt
Organism: Talpa occidentalis (Iberian mole)
Lineage: Eukaryota; Metazoa; Chordata; Mammalia; Eulipotyphla; Talpidae
Product: alpha-1-antichymotrypsin-like
Exons: 6
Coding region: 180-1484 (434 amino acids)
Biological process (GO): negative regulation of endopeptidase activity
Molecular function (GO): serine-type endopeptidase inhibitor activity
Source: RefSeq, a predicted model, not a curated record